AUGUCCACUAACGUUGCUCCAGAAAUUGAUGCUGCUUGGGAAUCCUUGAAGACUGAAUCCAUUAAAUGGUUCACUUUCGUCCCAGAAAAGACUGGUUUGAUCAUGGAUGCCACUGGUACUGGUGAUUGGGAUGAAUUCUUGGGUUCAUUCGGUCCAUCUGAUGUCAAGUUUGGUAUUUAUCGUGCUGUUGCUGUUGAUGAUGAUUCUAGAAGAACUAAAUUCGUUUUAGAUAUAAAUCAAAAGGCAGAGGCUUGGCCAACAUAUACAUCAGAGGAAUUAUUACAACAUUUAAAGGAGAUGAGAAAUAGAGUGAUAAAUCAAGCCUCUUACCGAAAGGAGCCAUGUAAAACACUUGUACAAAAUUUAAUUGAAAUGUAUAAAACAGUAUCAAAUGGAAAGGAGUGGAGUUUUGGCUGUACUGAAGAUGAUACUUUUAAAAUUGAAUCAAGUGAUGAUGAAAUGAUUGUAAAUUACAAAAUAUGUAUGAUGGCUGCCGAGGCACUUCCGAAUGCUUUCCUAUUUGAAGAAAAUAACCAGAACACAGCAAGAGGAUUUUUAAAGCAUAUCUAUUGUUUGGAUUCCACAUUCGGAACAAACAUGUUAAAUUUCUUGAAUGUGGCAAUAGGUCAGACUGAACAGCCAAUAACACUUUAUACCACACAAUCAAUGAAAAUACCUGAUUGGAAGAUUUCACUCUUUGUGGCAACCAUCAAGAUUGCAGAAGCAGGUGUACCAAGUUUACAGGUCAAAUAUUUCUUAAAACAUUUCAAGUCUCUAAUAGUUACCUAUUAUAAUGCAUCUAACUGGGAAGGUAGUUAUAUUGAUAUGAAUGACAUGGAUUGCAUAUUAUUAGAUUUAAUUUACAAGUCAAAAGAUGAGGAUCAAAGAUCAAUGUGUAUAACAAGAUUAGGAAAGACUGCUUAUCAACAUAUAGACAAUCCAAAAAUACCUUCAAUUCGUGAGGCUUAUAAAUCAGCCAAAGAUUUACAUCCCUUCUUUACUCUCUAUCAGGAAGUUUCAUAUGAUAUCAAUGUUAUAGAAAAAGAAAGCAUCAAAAUAUUUCCAAAAGAGGAAAAGUACAAGAGAGUUAGAAAGAUAAUUUCUAUAAUGGAAAUAAUUGAUCAAAGAGGUGAUAAUAAUAUUGUUGAAAGCAUUUCAAGCUUCUUAACGAGACUAUUGAAAUAUUCUGAUGAAGAAUUAGUAAUAGAUUGUUUGAGAGCUCUUUCAUCACCGAGUAAUAAUCAAAGAAAUUUUUCUAGAUGUAAGAAUGUUGUUCAAGCUAUAUUGCCAUUGCUAGAAAGGGAAUCUUUAAUAGUAAGAGAGGAGGCAUAUAAUUGUGGUGCCAAACACUUGACAUUUGAUUAUGCAUACGACUCUCAGAUAAUGCACAAGAUUUUGAAAGCCUUUUCUCUCAAUCCAAUACCAAAAGUUAAUUAUCUGAAAAUAUUCACAGCAGCAUUUAAGUAUUGUUGUACAGAAAGUAUUUUUUCAGAAAAAGCUCUCGAGGUUAUUCAAAAAGUAGCUGAAUGUAUGAAAGAGCAGGACUAUUUUUUACAGGUUGCCGACAGUAUUCAGGCCUUGCUGAACAUACCUGCUCUGCCCUCUGUUUUUAGUGAGACACUUGUACGUCCACUUGAUGAGAUUGUUCGUGGAGCAAUAGAUUCUAAAUCUUUGGAAGUAGUGGAUAUUGUUCAAAAAUUGGUUGAGUCCUUGUUGAACACAGAGCUUACUAAGUUGGUUUUCAAAAAUUUAGGAAAUAUUGUCCAUAGAAACAAUCUACCUGAAACAAAAGAAUGCGAGGAUCGAUUGAAUGAAAUAUCAAAGCAUUUUCAAAUUCCAGAAAUGUUGGGUUUUUUAGUUGAGAAUGAUAGAGAGUUAUCACCAAUUGUAGUGAGCUUCUUUUUUGAUGUCAAAUUUUUUAAGGGUGUUCGUAUUCAUCCUGAAAUAGGAAAUGAAGAAGUUAUUGUUAAAUCUCUUGCCAAAUCCAAAUCUAAAGACGCUCAUAUCACGUUGGGACAGCACAAUCUAGAUGUAAGACCAAAACAUUUGAAUGUUGAUGACAUUUUUGAUGCUAUAACAGAUUGCAUUUCAUUCAAUGAGUCGAGAAGCCUGUAUGUGACAUCCCUUUUGAAAAGGAUUACACAGCAAUUAGAAGUACAGGUUAACACAGACAGCAUGGAAGAAGACACAUCUGAUGAGGAUGAUGAUUAUAACUCUGAUGAUUCUGAUGAUCUUGAUAUGGGUUAUAUAUAUGGUAAUUACUAUGAUGAAGAUGAUGACGAUGAUGAUGAUUCUGAUGAUCACAUUUUUUAG
Messenger RNA from Naegleria gruberi, 2313 nucleotides. RefSeq lists its product as uncharacterized. The coding region runs from base 1 to 2313 and encodes 770 amino acids. The transcript has 4 exons. NCBI's taxonomy places the organism in Eukaryota, Heterolobosea, Eutetramitea, Acrasida, Naegleriidae. The record is from RefSeq and is a predicted model, not a curated record.